AGAGACAAUUAUAAGUUGAAAGAUCCACUCGAAACCAUGAAGACCGUUGCCUUCCUCGCUGUCGUUGUCCUGUUCGCGGCCUUCGCCUGCGCCUCCUGCUCGAGCUCCUAUGCGGCUCCGGCCCCGGCCGCUGCCCCGGCCUCCAGCUACUCCUCGGUGCCGGCGCCGCCGUGCCCCAAGAACUACCUGUUCAGCUGCCAGCCCAACCUGGUGCCCGCCCCCUGCGCCCAGCAGGCGGCGCCGGCCGCCUACGGCUCGGCGGGGGCCUACACGGAGCAGGUGCCCUCCUACAUCGGAUUCGCGCCCUACCAGCAGCUGCAGCAGUACCACCAGCGGAUCGGCAACGCAGCCCUGAUCGACGAGCUGCGCAGCCUGGGCCAGGGCAUCCAGGGGCAGCAGUACUGAGGGGGGGACCACACCACUCUUCAGCUCUUCGGAGGAGUAGCUUAGCUUAGCUUAGAUCUGCAUACAAAUAUAUACAUAAAUAUC
Drosophila persimilis is the source of this 489-nucleotide messenger RNA. RefSeq names its product vitelline membrane protein Vm32E (gene Vm32E). The record is from RefSeq and is a predicted model, not a curated record. The transcript has a single exon. Lineage: Eukaryota; Metazoa; Arthropoda; Insecta; Diptera; Drosophilidae. The coding region runs from base 37 to 405 and encodes 122 amino acids.